Messenger RNA from Histoplasma capsulatum G186AR, 720 nucleotides. RefSeq names its product carboxypeptidase. The record is from RefSeq and is a predicted model, not a curated record. Lineage: Eukaryota; Fungi; Ascomycota; Eurotiomycetes; Onygenales; Ajellomycetaceae. Gene Ontology annotation, molecular function: phospholipid binding; peptidase inhibitor activity. Gene Ontology annotation, biological process: regulation of Ras protein signal transduction; regulation of proteolysis. The transcript has 3 exons. Bases 1 to 720 code for a protein of 239 amino acids.
AUGACCUCCCAUAGCUGGUCGCAACAAGUUAUCCAGGAGAGGGAAACGAAAUUAUACUCUCCCAUCCGCGAUGCUCUACUCGCGGCCUCCAUAAUCCCUGACGUUCUUGAUGACUUCACUCCAACAUUUCCGCUGCUCAUAAGCUACCCAUCAACUCACACAACCGUAAGCUUAGGCAGCUACCUUUCUCCAGAUGCCGUCCGCUCACAGCCCGUCUUCGAAUUCCACCCAUUUCCAUUCACUCCAGAUCCAGAUCCAUCUCCAAGUCCGGCCCGGGCACCCCAGCCUGACCAUCCCACAAAAUUCUACAGCAUAGUUCUCACCGAUCCAGAUGCAAAGAGCCGCAAACACCCCAUCUGGAGCGAAAUGUGCCACUGGGUCGUGAGCAAUAUAUCGAGCCCCGGGUAUUCUAGCCUUCAAGGACACAUUGGUAGGAACUCAGACAGCUUCACUGGCACAACCUUGUCAUACACUCUCACCGCGCAAAUCCUGAAAUCCUACCUUCCCCCUUCACCCCUGAUAUGCACCGGUUACCACCGGUAUGUUUUCGUGCUGUUGGAGGGUGACGCGGCAACUGCGUGCAAUGUGAGUGCCCCAAGAGAGCGGAAGCAUUGGGGCUAUGGCGGAGUGAGGCUGGGUGUGCGGAAUUGGGCGAAGGAGUAUGGACUGGAGGCUGUGGGAGCUACAUUUUUCUAUGCGAAGGCGGCUGAGGGGGAAUGA